GCAUCUCGUUGUCUCUCCUCUCAUCGCCAACUUGUUCCUCCAGCAUUUCAGUUCAUCGCCUUCUUCACCACCAUAGCCGCAAGCAGCCAACCAGAUCGCACAUCCUCGUAACCUACCAAAGCCGCAUUGCACACAUCCUAUAGACCAAGCCUCUAGAGAGAAGAUCGUAUCCUGACAGACCUACUCUGCAUGCAUCCACCGCCAAUACAUCACGAGCUUGCAGAUUGUCAUCUCUACGUCUGAACCAUCACCAUGGAUGUCGUCCAAGCCGUCUCCGGCUACAUCUCUAAGAUGGUGUCGGCUGGAGACAGCGCAUCUGGGGCACCAUCUGCUAAGAUGAAGAUGCUUCUACUAGACAAAGAUACCGUGCCAAUUGUCUCCACCGCCAUCACCCAGUCUUUGUUGCUUAACCACGAGGUCUACCUCACGGACCGGCUCGACAAUCAGAACCGCGAAAAGAUGCGACACCUCCGGUGUCUCUGCUUCGUGCGGCCUUCUCCGGAAUCUGUUCAAUUUCUCAUCGAUGAGCUUCGGGAUCCUAAAUACGGCGAAUAUUACCUCUACUUCAGCAAUGUAGUCAAGAAGUCGUCGUUAGAGAGGCUAGCCGAAGCCGACGACCACGAGGUCGUUAAGGCGGUGCAAGAACACUUUGCCGAUUUCGUCGUCAUCAACCCGGACCUAUUCUCCCUCAACCUCGCCCCGCCUCAGCAGAGGAUAUGGGGUAGCUCGCCGGAUCUCUGGAAUCCGGACUCGCUGCAGCGGACGACCGACGGCCUGAUAGCUGUGCUACUGGCGCUUAAAAAGAAACCGCUCAUUCGGUAUGAGCGGAACAGCUUGCUAGCCAAGAAGUUGGCCACGGAAGUUCGGUAUCACAUCACGCAAGAAGAGCAGCUAUUUGAUUUUCGAAGAGUCGACACGCCGCCUAUACUGCUCAUCCUCGACCGGAGAGAGGACCCCGCCACGCCGCUUCUCAACCAGUGGACUUACCAAGCCAUGGUUCACCAACUACUAGGCAUCCAGAACGGGCGGGUAGAUCUAGGGGACAUCCAGGACAUCCGACCGGAGCUGAGGGAAAUUGUUCUGUCGCAAGACCAAGACCCGUUCUUCAAAAAAAAUAUGUACCUAAACUUUGGCGACCUCGGCGGCAAUAUCAAGGACUACGUGGAGCAGUACCAGUCCAAGACGAAGAAUAAUGCCAACAUCGAAUCUAUAUCUGACAUGAAGCGGUUUAUUGAGGAAUACCCAGAAUUUAGAAAACUCUCCGGCAAUGUCAGCAAGCAUGUCACUCUAGUUUCGGAACUGAGUCGAAGAGUGGGCUCCGAGAAUUUGUUAGAGGUCAGCGAGGUCGAGCAGAGUCUGGCUUGUAACGACAAUCACGGUGCGGACCUGAGGAAUGUCCAGAAAUUGAUACAGUCUCCUACGGUAACCCCCGAGAACAAGAUCGGGCUAGUAGCGCUGUACGCCCUGCGAUACGAGAAGCACCCGUCCAACUCGUUGGCUAUGCUCGUAGACCUGCUUUCCGCAGCAGGCGGCGUCCCCGCACGGCAGGCGGAUUCGGUGGCAAAAUUACUCAUCUACCGCCACUCGCUGCAGCAGUCGCAGUCGGCCAGCGGGAUCGCGGACAUUUUCGAGUCAGGCGGAAUCUUCUCAGGCGCGCGGGCCAUCAAGGGGCUCAAGGGUGUAGAGAAUGUAUACACCCAGCACACACCGCACCUCGAGGCGACGCUGCAAAGCCUAGUUAAGGGCCGGCUGCGGGAGCAACAGUACCCAUUUGUUGAGGGCGGCGGGACGACGCGCGACAAGCCGCAGGACAUAGUCGUAUUCGUGAUCGGCGGCGCAACGUACGAGGAGGCCAAGACUGCGGCUAGCAUCAACGCGUCUUCGCCUGGGGUUCGGGUCGUGCUCGGCGGCACCACUAUCCACAACGCUGCUACGUUUCUCGAUGAGGUCCAUGAGGCUGUGUCCUCGUGGCCGGAUCCGCCGCCGACGUCGACAGCAGCGAGAUUAAGGAAGGAGCUGAGUAGGCGGUAGGCGCUGGAUAGGAUAGCAUGGAGCGGGACGGACGGACGGACAGGAUAGGCUACGGAAUUGGCAUCGGAGUAUCGGCCCUGGUGCUACCUCUGCGUAAAUCGCGAUGCACAAUUUAGGCACGGCAUAUGCUUAUGUGGGAUAGCAGUAGUAGAUUUCUGCGCCGAUUAAGGUGUAGAUAAUUAGUCCGGCAUAAAAUGCCACCGCCUGCCCUGAUCGUCUAGUACAUUGCACACCGCCUCCCUGUUUCAGCUCCUUCUUUAUCGGCACCUCUUAUCAAUAAAAUCUAGCCCCGAUUGGGUGACAAUUUCAACGAUG
Durotheca rogersii is the source of this 2346-nucleotide messenger RNA. Its product is annotated as Sec1-like protein. Gene Ontology annotation, cellular component: Golgi membrane. The coding region runs from base 253 to 2031 and encodes 592 amino acids. NCBI's taxonomy places the organism in Eukaryota, Fungi, Ascomycota, Sordariomycetes, Xylariales, Xylariaceae. Gene Ontology annotation, biological process: vesicle-mediated transport; intracellular protein transport. The record is from RefSeq and is a predicted model, not a curated record. The transcript is spliced from 2 exons.